GUGAAAGAUUGAUUGAAAGAUAAAAUGAAUGAACUGAUAGAUGUUAUUAAUUCGUGAUGCCCUGGAUGCUAUGCGUGAAACUGACUGAAAUUUACACAUAAAGUGGUCAGCUUAAUUAAACACAUCCGUGAGUCAGUUCAGCUUUGUAUUUUGUAAAGUAUUUACAAUCUAUGACAAAAAGUUAAGAAAACAUUAAUAAAAAAAAUCCAUAAACAAUAAAAAAUAUAUUUGUUUUUUCUAGAUGUUGCCACCUUGUAUCCGCCAUGUUGAAUUUUGUUGUGCCUCGAAAACAUUGUGAGCACGUGGAUUGUUGGACUAAUUUUGGCGAAAUUUGGCAGUAAUACCGAUAUUUCCUUUUUUCAGAUUGCUUUCAUUUGUUCUCCUAUAAGUGUGAAAGUUAAUUUAUUACAAAUCAAAAUUAUUGACAAAAGUGGCUUAUUACUAUGGCACCUUGUCGACAAUUACUUAUGUGGUCGGUACCAUCAAUAGCUGUUUUGUUGGGAAUAUUUUGGUUCCGGAAAAAGAGAGAGUAUGCCAAGUCUGACCCUGGUGGAAGAGAGAAAAUAAAGAGCUUAAAAGAAGAACUAGCUGAAGCUUUAUGUGCUGAAAUUGAAGCCUCAAAAGGAUCCCCACUUGGCAAAGCAGAACGUUCAAUAAUAAAAUCUGCUCCAAUCGACAUUAUUCCCAAUGGAAGUAGCUCCCAGAGAUCUUCACCAUUGCACUUGACUGAUGAAGAGGUUGAUCUAGAGAUAGAAAAAAUUAUUAGGAAGAAAUCUCUUGAGAAGGAGAAGAAAAUGUCUUAUGGAUGUAGUGCUCAGAGUUUUGUUUCAGCUAAUGCUAAUAAUGUGGAGUUGUCAUUCGUAGUAAAAGAAAAUUCCGCAUAUCAGGUAUCUCCAUCUGAAACCGAAAGUACUUUCACUAAAAAUGAUGUUGAUCUAUGUUCCAUUCAAACUAAUGCAGAUACUAAUAAUGGAAGCUCUAAUAGUCUAGAGAAUGUAUUAGAUUCAGAAAUGUCUCAAAAGAAUAGUACAAAAUUUGAUUUAGCAGCAUCUGAAGUUAACACAAUUGAAACCAGUACUGCAGAAGAUACUGAAGAAAUGACAAUUAAUAAUAAUGUUGAUGAACCUUGUGAUAGUAAUGAUGAAAACAGAUUCUCAACAGCACAAACAAGACAUAUUUCAGAAAGAGACUCUGCUAAUCAUAGUCCAGUGGACCCAAUGUUGGCAAGUCCAUCGAUGUGUCACUUUUCAGACAAUCACAGUGAGGGUUCAAGUGAUAGUGGAAAAGGGUGCUCAGAAGCUGCCAGUCCACCUCCAACUAACAUGAAUAUGGUCCCCUCUGAUACAGGGCUAAGAAUACAUCAAUUUAUUAUACCACAGACCCUAGUUGGUCUCCUAAUAGGAAAACAUGGUUGUUUUGUUACACAAAUCAAAGCUAAAACUGGUGCAAGUGUCUAUGUGAGGAGGCAUCCUGAUUCUGUCAAGCUAAAAAUAUGUGCAGUUGAAGGAACUCAAAGUGAGAUCGAAGCUGCAUUAGACUUAAUCAAAGAAAAGUUCCCUGAGAAAAGGUUUCCCAACUUCUCACUUCAGGAAAUUAGUGCUGAACUAUAUCAAAGGCUGGCUCCUUUAGUACCAGAGUUCCUUCAAUUGCAGCUUGUGGAAUCAGUGAACAAUGAUACAAUAAUGACGUGCUUGGUUAGCGCGGGUCACUUCUUCCUGCAGCAGCCAUUGCAUCCCACCUUCCCCUCACUACAUGCACUGCACCGCCUCAUGGCUGCUACAUACCAGAACCCAGACGUGCCAGCACUCCCACGUCCUGUAAAAGAAGGGUCAAUAUGUGCUGCGCCUACAGAAAACAACUGGUACCGUGCGCAAGUGAUAUCUACCUCGGAGGAGAAUGACACAUCUGUCGUGAAGCUGGUCGACUUUGGCGGGUAUCUAACAGUUGACAACGACCAGCUCAAGCAGAUCCGUUCAGAUUUCAUGACACUGCCCUUCCAGGCAACAGAAGCCCUUCUGGCCUUCGUGAAACCAGCAAACAAUGAACCGGAGUGGAGUGGUGAGGCGCUCCGCAUCAUGGCCGGUCUCACCGCUGGGCAGUUGCUGCACGCUCAGGUGGCCGGCUACGACGAGGCCGGCCUCCCCCUCGUACACCUAUACCUCACACUAAGUCCACAGCAAGUAAUAUUCCUGAACCGAGAGCUAGUGGAGCGCGGCCUCGCAGAGUGGGACGUCCCCGCAGACUCGUGAGUGCCGCGGCCACUACAUCGACGCUAUUACCUUAUUGACUAGUUUUACGGGAUUGCAUUUCUAUUGACGCAUAAUAUGUAAAUAAUUUGGAUUUCACUAAGGUGACUGAAUGCUCUGGUGAAACUUCGAGAGUAGUCGCUCACUCGCGUUUAGUUUGUAUGAGUUGUCAUUUGUAAGCCCUUAAAUUAAUAAAUGUAUUAUUUCGGUUUCUCAUUUCAAUUUUGAUGUGCGUACAUUGAAAUUAUAGCUAUCUUAUUUGACUCAUUUAUGUAUAAGUAGUAAAUUGGAACGUUAAUAGGAAUACGUACCAUGGUACAUGCUUUUACAGCGAAAUUUUAGUUUUAUAGCUCCUAUUCGUUUAUAACUUACUAUUUGAUACUCGUUUUUGUCUAAGCUCCCACAACAGGAACGUUUGAAUUACAAUACGCUUAUCAUUAUGAUGGGAUUAUAUAGUUAGAUUUCGUACAUUACACUGAAAGUGGUUGUAUUUUUAAGUUACUUAUUGAGCUCUGGUAGUCUCAAUGGUAAAUUAAUGGUAUACUUAUAGAUUUUAAAUAGAUUCAGGAUGCGCUCAUUAUAUUGUAUUGCUAUGUGCAUUUAACCGUUUUACCCGGCUCUAAUGAAAUGUAAAAUGGUAUUUGAGUUUAUAAAUUCAAACAUCAAUUUAUUCACUAACUUGGUCUUGCUAUUGUGCCAAAUGUAUCAGACGUUAAUAUUUAUAAUCUUAUUUCGCAUUAUUACGAUAUUGAAAUUAUUGUACAUGUUGUACAAGUAAAGGCGUUGUUUGCCUAUAAAAAUGUGCCUUUAUUAGAGGAUUUCCUUUUCGUAGUUUCAAAAUCCUCCACAAUUAUGUAAAAUAUUUUUUGUCACAAAAUACGUUAAGUAAUCAUCACUAAAAUCUAUGCUCUUAUUUACAUCGUUGUUUACAUACAUUGAUUGUAACAAAAGUGUUUCACUUAUGACAACUUAGUUGGAGAGCAACACCGGUGAUUAUUUUAACGAUGUGAAUGACUGAAACUGUAUGAUAGUAAUAAUAUUGUAAAAUAUUGGUGUAUUAAAGUACAAUAAGACAUGUGGUUUUGAGUAAAAGAUAAAUUGUUCGGUAUGAUUUUCCAUUUUGUUUAUUAAGUUAUUCAACAAGGUGGCUACAUAAUUGCAUUUUACUGUAUCCUGUUCUAUAAAUUUCCUUCUUUAUUAAGUUUUUUCGUUACUGCUGCACAUUUCCGAUUCAAACAAUAUAUGAUCUAUAUUUUUAAUAUAAUAUAUGAUCUGCUAAAUAUAUAGCCACCUGAUUGAAUGUUUAUCAUUGUCGGUCGAGUACUUCAAUAUAUUUUCUUUCAGAUGGCACAUAAUUUUAUGUAAGCAGUACAAUCGCAUCUGCAAUCGGGCUUUAUGGUAAAGCUUUGAAAGAAUAUUAUAUUAUGCUAAUGAGCACUUUAAUUAUCCUGACUUAUAGUUUUAUAGUGUACAUACUCGAGUGUGUAAGUAGAUUUUAAAAGCAAUAUUCAGUGUUCUUUUAGUAAAUUCAGUAUUUGUAUUGUUGAGAAAUUAAGUGUUUGUUCUUAGUGAUUUUUUUUUGUAUGCGUAUUGUGUAGUGAACUUGGCAAGCUCAUGGGGAAGCUUAGUGUGACGUUUCGUCGUAGUUAUUUUUACAACGUUGAGUCGCAUUAUAGAAUUUAUGAUGUAUCAAACGAAAAUUAUUUUUAAAUUUCACAAGUUGGAAUAGUUUGGUAUGUUUUGGAUAAAUCAGUUAGUGUACUGAUUAAUUAGUUGGCUCACCGUUUGCAUUUUGUUGACGUCCCUAUUGUAAAUAAACUAAUAUAUUUGCGGUUAAAUCAAUAAAUUAUCGUUUAAAAUUCAUUGCU
Molecule: messenger RNA, 4114 nt
Organism: Diatraea saccharalis (sugarcane borer)
Lineage: Eukaryota; Metazoa; Arthropoda; Insecta; Lepidoptera; Crambidae
Source: the annotation of a GenBank genome assembly